AUCCGUGAAGCGCCUGCAGUCAAUGUUACAGAAAUAGAAAAAAGAUCAUGGGAGAAGUCACCGGCGAGAAUCCAAGCAUGCCCAUUCUUGAAAGACUGGGCAUAAGUGAGGUGCCACUGGUGAAGGAAUACGGUCUUCCUGGCGUCGUUGGUGCUCUUCUAGUUGCUUUAGUUAUCCCCAUCCUGCUGUCUUCGAUGCUCGGCAAAAAGACCAAGAAGAGAGCGGUGCCUGCCGAUGUUGGGGGCGAAGCAGGCCUUGCCAUGCGCAACAGUAGAUUCUCCUCUCUAGUUGAAGUUCCAUGGGCAGGUGCCACAACGAUGGCAGCUCUGUUUGAGAUGGCUAGCAAGAAGUACCCUCAACACCGGUGUCUUGGCACAAGGAAGCUGAUUAAGAGCGAAUUUAUAGAAGCUGCCGAUGGAAGGAAGUUUGAGAAACUGCACCUUGGAGAGUACCAAUGGAAUUCCUAUUCAGAAGCGUUUACUCGUGCAAGUAACUUUGCUUCUGGUCUCAUCAAGAUGGGCCACCAGGUAGAUAGUCGUGCUGCUAUCUUCUCUGAUACAAGAGCUGAGUGGAUCAUUGCUUCUCAGGGAUGCUUUCGACAAAAUUUAACUGUCGUAACAAUCUAUGCCUCGCUUGGCGAGGAUGCACUGGUGCACUCACUAAAUGAGACACAAGUUUCAACUCUGAUCUGUGAUUCAAAGCAACUUAAGAAGCUGCCUGCAGUCAGCUCGAAGUUGCAGAGUCUUAAGCAUGUUAUCUAUAUCGAGGAUGAACCUGUUGAGGCUGACACACUCAAUCAACUGAAACACCUGACAACAUCAUCUUUCACUGAGGUUGAGGAGUUGGGCAAAACAUCGCAUAUAGAUGCAAGGCUACCAUCAAGCACUGACACUGCAGUUAUUAUGUACACUAGUGGAAGCACUGGUCUCCCAAAGGGUGUAAUGAUUACGCAUGGCAACAUGGUGGCCACAAUCGCAGCUGUCAGGACAAUUAUUCCAAAUCUGGGCACGGGAGAUGUUUAUCUGGCAUACCUUCCAUUGGCUCAUGUUUUUGAACUAGCGGCAGAGACUGUCAUGUUAGCUUCUGGUGUUGCGAUUGGAUACGGCUCAGCUCUGACAAUGACUGAUGCAUCAAACAAGAUAAAGAAAGGGACAAAAGGAGAUGUUUCUGUACUGAAACCUACUCUCAUGAUUUCAGUUCCUGCAAUUCUGGAUCGCAUAAGAGAUGCAGUGUUCAAGAAGGUUGCUGAUAAGGGUGGGGUGACAAAAAAGCUAUUUGAUGUUGCGUAUAAACGAAAUCUUGCAGCAAUUGAAGGGAGUUGGUUUGGAUCUUGGGCACCAGAGAGGCUUCUGUGGAAUAGUAUUAUCUUCAAGCCAAUACGUGCCAUGCUUGGAGGGCGCAUAAGAUUUAUUCUUUGUGGUGGUGCACCUCUAUCAAGUGACACACAAAGAUUCAUAAAUAUAUGUCUGGGUGUCCCAGUAGGUCAAGGCUAUGGAUUGACUGAGACUUGUGCUGGAGCAGCCUUUUCUGAAUGGGAUGACGCUAGUGUGGGUCGUGUUGGUCCACCCCUCCCUUGUUGCUAUGUUAAGCUUAUUUCAUGGGAAGAAGGUGGUUAUAGGAUUUCUGAUUCUCCAAUGCCCCGAGGAGAGGUUGUGAUUGGUGGUCACAGUGUAACAAAAGGUUAUUUCAACAAUGAAGCAAAAACGGAUGAGGUGUACAAGGUGGAUGAGAGGGGUGUACGAUGGUUUUACACUGGAGAUAUUGGCCAGUUCCAUCCUGAUGGGUGCGUUGAGAUCAUCGACAGGAAAAAGGACAUAGUAAAACUUCAGCAUGGAGAAUAUGUAUCGCUUGGCAAGGUUGAAUCAGCUCUACAGACAAGCAACUAUGUGGAUAAUAUCAUGGUACAUGCUGAUCCAUUUCAUAGUUACUGUGUUGCACUGGUAGUGCCGGCACACCAGGCCUUGGAGAAGUGGGCUCAAAAUUCAGGGAUAAGCUACCAAAACAUUGAGGAGUUGUGCCACAAUGAUCAAGCAAUUAAGGAGGUCCAGCAGUCGUUAUCAAAGGCUGCGAAAUCAGCAAGGCUGGAGAAGUUUGAAGUACCAGCUAAGAUCAUCUUGCUGGCUGAACCUUGGACUCCGGAGUCUGGGCUCGUGACGGCUGCCCUCAAGCUGAAGAGGGAGCAGCUAAAGACCAAGUUUAAAGAUGAUCUGAACAAGCUCUAUCACUGACCCUCCGAUUUCUGGAACCCAUUUGCGAUUUGUGCUAGAUACUCAUUUGUGAUACCACAUGUUAAGAAUAAUUUUUAUGUGUUUGCUAAUCUGGAGCCUGUAAAGCUCUGUAAGAGACCGCGGCAUACAGUUCUUCGGCUUUUAGGUCCUUAUAUCCCUCAUUGCACUACUUAGCCAGCAUAAAGAUCGACCCUGUAAAAUUGGAUGCGUAAGACUGUUAUUGAUGAUCAGCACAGGUUUCGGGAAAAAGAAGGAAAUGCCAGCAAA
Molecule: messenger RNA, 2495 nt
Organism: Lolium rigidum
Lineage: Eukaryota; Viridiplantae; Streptophyta; Magnoliopsida; Poales; Poaceae
Product: long chain acyl-CoA synthetase 8-like
Exons: 11
Coding region: 48-2228 (726 amino acids)
Cellular component (GO): membrane; endoplasmic reticulum
Molecular function (GO): long-chain fatty acid-CoA ligase activity
Source: RefSeq, a predicted model, not a curated record